AUGGCCGCCCAAAGACGCCUCGACGCCAUCGCCGGCCAACUCUCCGCCACAUCCACCACCACCCACUCGCCGGGCCUGCAGAAGAUCCUCGAGAAGAACCCCGACGACAUUGUCAUUACAUGUGCCACGCGCACGCCGCUCACGAAAGCUCGAAAGGGCGGGCUCAAGGACACUCCGACCGACGAGCUGCUGAUCCACGUCCUCAAGGCCAUCAAGGACAAGUCCGGCAUUAACCCAGAACUCGUCGAGGAUGUCUGUGUGGGCAACGUCCUCCAACCCGCCCCGGGCUUCGUGGCCAGAAGCGCCGUCCUCGCUGCGGGAUUCCCCGUCGGCACGGCCACGAGCAUCGCUUCGAGAUUCUGCUCGUCGGGCCUGCUGAGCAUCCAGACGCUGGCCAGCUCGAUCGCCAUCGAUGCCAUCGACGUGGGCAUCGCCGUCGGGAUCGAGAGCAUGUCGUCUAACCGCGACGCCCCGCCGCCGAUGAGCGAGGCCAUCAUGUCCCACCCCAUCGCCAAGGACAACGUCCAGCCCAUGGGCUGGACGUCAGAGAACGUGGCCCGCGACUUCCACGUCACCCGGGAGAUGCAGGACAAGUUCGCCGAGAUGUCGCACAACCGCGCCGAACGGGCCCAGAGGGAAGGCUGGACCAAGGAGGAGAUCAGCCCGGUCACGACCAAGUGGAUCGACCCCAAGACGAAGGAGGUCAAGACGAUCACGGUGGACAAGGACGACGGCAUCCGGCCGGGCACCACGUACGAGGGCCUGGCGAAGAUCCGGUCCGCCUUCCCGCAAUGGGGCCCGACGACCACCGGCGGCAAUGCGUCUCAGGUCACCGACGGCGCCGCGGCCGUGCUGAUGAUGAAGCGGUCGACGGCCCAGCGCCUCGGCCAGCCCAUCAUCGGGAAGUACGUCAAGAGCACGGUCGUCGGGCUGGAGCCGCGCAUCAUGGGCAUCGGCCCGAGUCUGGCGAUCCCCAAGGUCCUGAAGAAGACCGGCCUGACCAAGGACGACGUGGAUCUCUUUGAGAUUAACGAAGCAUUUGCCUCGAUGUAUGUUUACUGUGUCAACGAACUCGGCCUGGAUAUCGACAAGGUCAAUGUCCGAGGAGGUGCCAUUGCCAUCGGCCACCCCCUGGGCGCGACAGGCACGCGGCAAGUCGUGACGCUGCUGUCGGAGCUGAAGCGGCGCGGCCAAAAGGUUGGCGUCACGAGUAUGUGCGUCGGCACGGGCAUGGGCAUGGCCGGAGUAUUUGUCUCGGAAGCAUAG
Molecule: messenger RNA, 1266 nt
Organism: Fonsecaea erecta
Lineage: Eukaryota; Fungi; Ascomycota; Eurotiomycetes; Chaetothyriales; Herpotrichiellaceae
Exons: 3
Coding region: 1-1266 (421 amino acids)
Biological process (GO): fatty acid beta-oxidation; phenylacetate catabolic process
Cellular component (GO): peroxisome
Molecular function (GO): acetyl-CoA C-acyltransferase activity
Source: RefSeq, a predicted model, not a curated record